GGUGAUGCACGUGCCUUGUUGACACUAAUGUAUUUAUGACAGAAUGCACGAUUCUUAUGCCUGAAAGAUCACCACACCAACAACUCCAAUCAAACCUCAAACAAACAGGAUUGUAAAAAUGACCUCCACCAUCAUCCUGCGUGUAAUUCUGGGAGAGAACAGUGCACAGAAAGUGACACUUCAGAAUGGUGUCCUUUGUUCUUUGGCAGAGUUAAUGAAUGAGAUACAGACACAGUGUAAUUUAAUGGGAGAAUUCAGACUUCAAAUCAUGGACCCUGACUUACAAGAUUUUGUGAACCUGACUUCCACAACUGAUGUUCAGAACAAAAGCACCCUUAAGGUCAUCAAACUCUGUGACUCUUUCGCAGUAUCUCCAUCUCCCUCAUCAUGUGACACAGACAUUCUGUCUUCAAGAUCAUCCUCUGAAGUAUCACAUUCUUCAUCCCUUGACCCCCAAGAGUUGACUUUGAAUACAAGGUCUUCUUGGCCAACCUGUUUUGUUGUGCCCCGUUUCUCCUAUGAGGCAGAAAUUAAGCUGGAACAAGGCAAUUCAGAAUACCAAAAAAAUGGCAUUCUGCUGAAUCCAGACCCAAAGCUGAAAUCAGACAUUUUGGAUGGACUUGCUGAAGAAAUAGUAAAAUUCAAAGUGUACCUUUCUGAUGCUGAAUUCAGUGAAGUGGCUGAAGCUCUUAUAAAACAGCAUCCUUGCCUUAAGGAACAAGGAUCCUUAACAGGCUGCAGUGGCUGGAAAAGAAGCCUUAAAUAUAAAAUGUCAAAUUACAGAACCAAGCUGCGAAAUCUUGGUUGUAGUGAAGUGACUGUAAAUGCCAUGAAGCACAAACCUAUGGGUGUAAGCAAUCCAGCUUUUGGGGUCAAGAAGCCACGCAAGGCUGAAGUUAACUUUUGUCCCUCAUUUCUUCCUGGUGAAACUCCUGACAGCAUGGAGCAAAUAAGAGUCUCCCUUCUUUCUGAGGUUAAGAAGAAGAACAACGAGCAAACUCUGAGAAGAUUAAUGGACCUAUCAUUUGCAUUGAGAAGACAAGAGGUUGUCAAAGAAUCUCCACUUAUUGUUGACUUUAUGGGCUUAUGUAUGUUUUUGUUCCAAGAAUGUGAGUUAUUUUUGCUGGAUGAACACACUCCAAGUCUUCUGAGGAUCUUUGCCAAGAGAGGUGGAGCUCAGGGACAAAGGAUAAGGAAACUUCUAGUGCCACUUACACAGUGUGCCUGCAUUAAUGUUAAGAGGGAGUGUUUCCUCAAAGCCCUGUUUGUGUACCUAAAUGAGGAUCCUGACAAUCUCAUCAAGGAGUACAUGGAUGUAGAUUUUUCCAACGCUGAAACUGCAUUCAAAGAAAUGGUGAUGGGCGUUUUUGUCAUCAGAUGUGAUGGAGGUGAAGGAUGUGAAGGAUGUGAAGAUGAACCUGCGGACGUUGGAGUAGUUCUUGAAGGAGUUACAGCACUAGAAGGGCUUGGUAAUGUAACUAAUGGUGUUGCAUUGCUGAUUGGGCUAAUAUAUGCCCUAAAUCUAAGUUAUCCGAAGGAGCUUCGAUACACCUUUGAACUCCUGCAAAAAGUGUUCCUGGAGCUUGAUGGACACAAACUCUCCACCAAAGUUCAAGCGCUCAAGACCAAGCUUUUUACACCCUGAAUCUAUAACUA
This is a messenger RNA of Cyprinus carpio (common carp), 1656 nucleotides long. RefSeq lists its product as uncharacterized. The record is from RefSeq and is a predicted model, not a curated record. Lineage: Eukaryota; Metazoa; Chordata; Actinopteri; Cypriniformes; Cyprinidae. The transcript is spliced from 5 exons. Bases 119 to 1645 code for a protein of 508 amino acids.